This is a messenger RNA of Vombatus ursinus (common wombat), 1823 nucleotides long. RefSeq names its product enolase-phosphatase 1 (gene ENOPH1). The coding region runs from base 74 to 856 and encodes 260 amino acids. Gene Ontology annotation, molecular function: magnesium ion binding; acireductone synthase activity. Lineage: Eukaryota; Metazoa; Chordata; Mammalia; Diprotodontia; Vombatidae. The record is from RefSeq and is a predicted model, not a curated record. The transcript is spliced from 6 exons.
UCCCCGAGCGUCUCCCGCUGGGCUGCCGGGUUUCUCCCGCGCUCUUUACAGCGGCCGCAGCCGGGGCGGAGCCAUGGUGGUGCUCUCGGUGCCCCCGGAGGUGACCGUGAUCCUGCUGGAUAUCGAAGGUACCACUACCCCGAUUGCUUUCGUGAAGGACACGUUGUUUUCCUACAUUCGCGAGAAUGUUAAGGACUAUCUGCACGCUCACUGGGGAGAAGAAGAAUGUCAAGAGGAUGUGAGUCUGCUGAGAAAACAGGCAGAAGAGGAUUCUCACUUGGAUGGAGCUGUGCUGAUUCCCCCCAGAUCUGAUGGCGCCGAUGACACGGAGCAGAUGAUCCAGGCCGUGGUGGACAACGUCUGCUGGCAGAUGGCUCUGGACCGGAAGACGCCAGCCCUGAAGCAGCUCCAGGGCCACAUAUGGCGGGCCGCCUUCGCGGCUGGAACAGUGAAGGCCGAGUUCUUUGAGGAUGUGGUUCCAGCAAUCAGGAAAUGGAGACAAGCAGGCAUGAAGGUGUACGUUUAUUCUUCAGGGAGUGUUGAGGCACAGAAGCUGCUCUUCGGCUAUUCGACAGAAGGAGACAUACUCGAGCUUUUUGAUGGCCAUUUUGAUACUAAGAUUGGACAUAAAAUAGAGAGUGAAAGUUACAGGAGAAUUGCCACGAGCAUCGGCUGCUCCCCCAACAACAUCCUGUUUCUGACGGAUGUUACCCGAGAGGCCAACGCGGCGGAAGAGGCGGAUGUCCAUGUGGCGGUGGUAGUGAGGCCCGGCAAUGCGGGAUUGACGGAUGAUGAAAAAUCCUAUUUCAACCUCAUCACUUCUUUCAAUGAACUGUUCUUGCCUUCGUCAACUUAGAGGAAGAGGUUUUCUUGUUUUUUGAAGAGAGAUCAAAACUACUUCUCAGAAUUGUACCUCUGCUCUUGUUUUCUAGGUUUAUCCUACUGAUAAAGUCACACAUCUGCAGAAAAUCACAUGUUCAGAUCGCCUUCCCCAGGGGUCCCUAAAGGAGAGGGAAAGGGGAGUUUUAAUUCAGUAAAAUGAAGGCCUAUUUUAAGAAAAUUAUGAAGAUACGGGAGUUAUUGAGAGGCUGCAUCACUAAAGUAUUUGCUCCCCUGUGGGGUGGCAUUUGCUAAGCACAGUGGGUAAAAUUACUGAAAAAAGGAAGAUGUAUUUGUCAGCCUGCUGUAGCUGGUUCUUUACUAAGUGGAAAGCUAAUUUGGAAAAGUCAUUCUAAAACUUCACGAUCCUAAAACCAUUCCAUGCAGACUUGCUAAUGAUUUUAGAACCUUUCUACAGCAAGCAUCCUCUUUAUGGUGAUGGGAGCAAACACUUAGGUGACCAAAGUGUAGCCAGCCUUGCCUACAAGAAGGCCAGAAGUCUGUUGUUAGCAUCUAGUGAAGAAGAAGAAGAAAACUAAGAAUGAAAAUCGCUCCCAGGCCUUGACUAGCCAGGUGCUGAUGUUGUUGUUAGGACAUAGCUUGUGAUUCCAUGGCUCUGACAGCGGCCCUUAAUAACCUUACCUGUUGUCCAGGUGCGAAAUCAAAAUGUGGUUUUAACCUCUAACUCCAGGAAAGCUUGGUGCUGCUUAUCAGUGUCCUCCAAGGCUUGAGUGCGUGGCAUGUCAUCCCUCAGAUCGAGAAUACCUUGUAAAGGAUCCCUUUCCCUCAGAACUGUUAAAGAAGAAAUGUAAACUGUAGAAGUACUAUUUAUCCCAGUUCGGUUCUGAUAUGCGUGUUCCUGUGAUACUUCAUGUUGUGAUUAAUAAAAACCAAUUUCCCCUGGUCGUUUAUUUAUGACCCUAGGGGCUGAUUGGUUGACGUCC